Molecule: messenger RNA, 1980 nt
Organism: Closterium sp. Naga37s-1
Lineage: Eukaryota; Viridiplantae; Streptophyta; Zygnematophyceae; Desmidiales; Closteriaceae
Source: the annotation of a GenBank genome assembly
AUGGCAGUGCCGCCGAAACGCGCUCGCCGCGGCGGCGGAUCCACGCUGCGGCACGCGCUUAAUCCUCUCGCGUUCCACGGUGCUACCGGCAGUGGCAGUGGCGGUGGCAUGACCACGGCUGUCGCGGCAGUCGCGCUCGUUGUCGCUGCUCUGGCUUCCAUGGCUUCCGUGUCGUCCGCGGCUCCCCUCCCCGUCAAUGGCGCAAUUCGCCCCCCCACACGCGGACCCUGCUCCACCGCCUUCCAGACCCUCUCAAUCACCACUCAGGAGGAUUUUAAUCUCCGAACCACCUACUCCAACACCACCACCGUCGUCCUAUACCUCACCGGAAACGUCACCUUAAACUCCACUUUAUUCUUCACCUCUAACUUCUCCUGCUCCAUCAUCCGCGCGCUUCCGAGCCUCUCCUACAUGCCUUGGCUCUGGUACACGAGAAUCAACGCGCCGGCUGUACGCGUUUUAGGCGCGACCAACGUGCAGUUUAUCGGGAUUGGGAUCGGGUUUCCGUUCCAUUACACUUCGGCGGGGAUGGUUGCGUGCGGCGGGUUACCCGAGUUCCCUAGCAGGUGGACUUGCCCGGUGCUGCAUCUCUAUCGUGCCUGGGCGGUUACCUUUGCUAAUGGUCGCAUACACGGGCGAACAGAUGUGUAUCGGUCAGGGGCGACGGAGUUCAGCUACAUGAAGCUGUGGCACGACUACUACGACCGCGACCUCGUGUUCCACAGCUGGAGCGUCAUCCGCUUCGCCAUGUGCGGGGACCCCGUCAACCUCAUCCGCUCCCUCAACCGCGUCACCAACUGCGAGAUCCGAGGCUCCUGGACGCCAGUUCUCAUGUAUGCGGGCACUGUCGGCACCAUCAUUGCCAACAACUUCAUCACAGAUUUCCAGUUCGGGGGCGUGCAGUGCGGGCAGGGCGACGGGAACGUGGCGGACUGCAUGUUGAACACGAUUCAGGACAACAUCAUCACGGCGGAGAGUGCCAUCUACCCGAUACCUAAUGGAGACGGGUCCGGGAUCUACUACGAUCUCCACUGGUACAACCCUGGCAACCUGGACACGUGCAACUACAUCAUCGCGGGCACGCACUGCUACUACCUCGACUUCGUCACAUCAGGGCUCACCAUUGACGGCGCUGUGUGCAUCCGCAACCACGACGGCGUCAAGAUCAACACAGGCCACGCCAACAAGAUCCAGAGUGUGAUUGUGGUGAAGCCGCUGUGGCAGUCGGGAAUCAUGAGCUGCCAGAACUGGUGUGACAACAACUGCCACUCCUGGGCGGGUCGAGGGCUCGGCCACAAGUGGUACACCACCUUCAUCUCGCGCUUCGAAACGCCUGGCUGGCGCAAGAACUGGCCGUUCCUUUCGGAUAUGUGCACUCGCACGGAGUGGGCUCCGGGCAUACCAUGCAACCCCACGCCUCCCGUGGAAGCCGCGAGGAACUGGACCGGUUACUGCUCGCAGCACCUGGCCUACAACAACGGGAAGCAGCUCUCCGCGAACGCGAACGUCACGGCGAAUUGCAGCGGCGUUCCCGGGCUCAACCACGUGGAGAUGAUCGUGAUCAACGGGACUGGCGGCCGCAGGAUUGUAUCGGAGAAGCUUCUGAAGAGGAUAAGCACGAACCGUCCGCGGCAGAACCCAGGGCAGAAAGACAAGAAACCCGGGAACGGCGGGAUGGGAUUCCAGAUGCCGAAAAUCCCGAUUGGAGGAGGAGGAGGUGGUGGGAGCAAGGGAGGGUGGUCAGUUAGCAACUGGUGGAAGAGGCGGAAAACACUCGAACGCGGAGCUGGCUAUGCUGACGCUGAUGACGUCGAAGGGGAGGAGGAAUCCGUUGAGCAGGAGGAGUUAUACGAGGAGUUCGAUGCGCCGAACAACGGGGAAGAGACGCGCCACGAGCAUUUCAAUGUGCUUGAGUAUGAUCCCUAUGCUGGAGGGAACGACAGGCUCGGGGGAGAUGCUUUUGACCACCUGUGGAUAUGA